CUGGAGCUCCGCGGUGCUGUCGCGCCUACGAGGGACCUGCCCAACGUACGUCCCAAUCACGGUUGGGAAUGUGGGCCUGCCCCGGCGCCGCCGCUCCUGCGCCCUCGACAGCGAAAGGGAUUGACUGACGCUACUUGGAUUAAUUUGACGAUCUCCCAGGAGACUCGAAGUUAAAUUUCUAUAAACAAAUGAACUAGUUCUCUCUCAUUUGGAGCAAUGCUGAAGUUCCAAGAGGCUGCUAAGUGUGUGAGUGGACCAAUAGCCCUUUCUGCUUAUCCAAAGACCUUGAUUGCAAGAAGAUAUGUAGUUCAACAGAAACUUGGUAGUGGAAGUUUUGGAACUGUCUAUCUGGUCUCAGACAAGAAAGCAAAACAAGGAGAGGAAUUAAAAGUACUGAAGGAAAUCUCUGUGGGAGAACUCAAUCCAAAUGAGACUGUGCAGGCCAAUUUGGAGGCCCAGCUCCUUUCCAAGCUGGACCACCCAGCCAUUGUCAAGUUCCAUGCAAGCUUUGUGGAGCAAGAUAAUUUCUGCAUUAUCACCGAGUACUGUGAGGGCCGAGAUCUGGACUGUAAAAUUCAGGAAUAUAAAGAAGCUGGAAAAAGCUUUCCGGAAAGUCAGAUAAUCGAAUGGUUUAUCCAGCUGUUGCUAGGAGUUGACUACAUGCAUGAAAGGAAGAUACUUCAUCGAGACUUGAAAUCAAAGAAUAUAUUUCUGAAAAAUAAUCUGCUUAAAAUUGGGGAUUUUGGAGUUUCUCGACUCCUAAUGGGAUCCUGUGAUCUAGCCACCACUUUAACUGGAACUCCUCAUUACAUGAGUCCAGAGGCUCUGAAACACCAAGGUUACAACACAAAGUCGGACAUCUGGUCUCUGGCAUGCAUUUUAUAUGAGAUGUGCUGCAUGAACCAUGCGUUCACUGGCUCCAAUUUCUUGUCCAUUGUUUUAAAAAUUGUUGAAGGUGACACGCCUUCUCUCCCCCAGAGAUACCCAAGAGAACUGAAUACCAUCAUGGAACGCAUGUUGAACAAGAGUCCUUCAUUGAGACCAUCUGCUAUAGAAAUUUUAAAAAUUCCUUACAUUGAUGAACAACUACAGCACCUGAUGUGUAGAUAUUCGGAGAUGACUCUGGAAGACAAGAAUUUGAAUUGUCAGGAGGAGGCUGCUCAGAUAAUUAAUGCCAUGCAAAAAAAGAUCCACCUGCAGACUCUGCGGGCGCUGUCUGAAGUCCAGAAAAUGACACCAAGAGAAAGGAUGCGGCUGAGGAAGCUCCAGGCAGCUGAUGAGAAGGCCAGGAAGCUGAAAAAGCUUGCAGAAGAGAAAUAUGAAGAAAAUAACAAACGAAUGCAAGAGUUGAGAUCUCGGAACUCUGAGCAGCUAACUAUUGAUGUUCUCCAUGAAUCUGAUGACCUGACUUCAGAGAACCUGCCUGAGUCUCAGCCCAUUCCUUCCUUGGAUCUUGGCCCACUUGAGUCAAGUAUAGAAGACACCAUAGCUGACCUUGGAGAUCAUGGUCUCACUGAGUUCUUCCAUUCUUUUUCCCAGUCUGACAUCCCAGAAGACCCGCUUGUGGCUGAAGAAUAUUAUGCUGAUGCAUUUGAUUCCUGUUCUGGAGAAAGUGAGGAGGAGGAAGAAGAAAUAGUGUUCUCAGGACCGGAGGAAGAGGUUAAGGAUGAAGGACCCCAGCCUGCUUACAGAACAAUCCAACAGGACAGUGAUAUUGAAGCACUGGUCAGGUGUUUGGAAAAUGUCCUCGGUUGCACCUCUCCAGAUGCGAGGACGAUCCCCAGCACAGCUCCAGACGUGUCCCUGGGACUAACAACGUUCAACAGCACAGUGGCCGCGACCAAGAUGAAACACAUGAGGGAAUCAGCCAUGCAGAAGCUGGGAGCACAAGUGUUUGAGGAGGUCUAUAACUACCUCAAGAGAGCAAGGCACCAGAAUGCCAGUGAAGCCGAGAUCCGGGCAGCUCUAGAAAAAGUGGUGCCUCAUGCCAGUGACUGUUUUGAAGUUGACCAGCUCCUGUACUUUGAGGAGCAGUUGCUGAUCACAAUGGGUAAAGGGCCCACACUCUGGAACCCACACCAACAACUGCCAAAAGCAAGCAAGUUCAAGGGGACAAAUCCAUUCAGCCCAUAGCUGGACUCCGUUAUGGGAAAUGAGUACGUAGCUGGAGCUACCAUCUCUACUUUCAAUUCCUUAUCAAGAGGAGGGAGUCCUUUACAGAGUAGUAAACAUAUCUGCCUGUACCUGGAACCCCGGGCCAGUUGGUGUUUGGUCUACACUCUGAGGUGAGCUUCUGGACCAAGCGUGGCUUCCUGAACAGCAUUCCCGCACUCGUGCCCUCAGGGCUUCCAGAGGGUUGGACCUCCCCGUGAUGGCCUGGAGAAUCAUCUACUCUUUACCAUUUCCACCUGGGGACAGGCUCGGUGCCUGUCUGCUUUGAGUCACAGUGCUCUGUGGCCAGCUGGCUCCUGAAGGUCGCUGAACACUGGCCUCCGACACACGGAGCUGCUAACCAGGAGUCACAAAUAUUUGUUUCAGGUGACCCAUUUUGGGUCCACUUUUGCCCUUUCCUGGCUAACAAGCGAGAUGUGCAUAUAUAUAAGGACCUGGACUAAAAAUCCAAAAAGCAAUUCUCUUCUGUGAUUUAUUCUCCAAGCUCAUCCAUGGAGUAUUAAAGACAUUUAUUCUAAUAAAUAUAUUUCCCAUGGUUAUAAAGUAAAUCACCUAUUUUAUCUUUUCCUUAUCUAGAAGUAUAUUGAUGAAUGUAACACAUCUAUGUAAUAAUUAUUCCCCAGAGCAGCUAACAUUGGAUUUAUUUGGUGCCUGUCACAUGCCAGUGCUGUGCUCUGAGCUUACAAGUUUAAGGACCUAUGUCACUGGAUCUUUUCACUGAUGAGAGAGACGGGGAGAGAGAGGAGACAUUGUCCCCCUCUUUUAGCUGAUGUGCUUAUUUACUCAGUUACCAGACCUGAGCUGAGCUGUCACCCCAGG
This is a messenger RNA of Herpailurus yagouaroundi (jaguarundi), 2991 nucleotides long. It is a transcript of the gene NEK11, whose product is annotated as NIMA related kinase 11. Gene Ontology annotation, molecular function: protein kinase activity; ATP binding. Gene Ontology annotation, biological process: protein phosphorylation. The record is from RefSeq and is a predicted model, not a curated record. The coding region runs from base 217 to 2133 and encodes 638 amino acids. The transcript is spliced from 17 exons. Lineage: Eukaryota; Metazoa; Chordata; Mammalia; Carnivora; Felidae.